GCUGCCUUCCGUUCGUCACUCAAAGGUACGCUUGAGUACCCAACGCACACAGUAAGUGCACUCGGGCUGAGCUGUCGCCAUCCAUGGCGGAGCCACCCAACAACACCAGUAGCCAGUCAUGCCGCAAGACCAUCCUGGGCUCCUCAGCCCGCAAGCGGCGCAGCUCGGGCAGAGUGUCCCACCUCAACGUCCCUCAGCUGCUGUCCGUCGACCCAACACCCGAAAGCUCGGCUUCCGUGCCUGCCAGCUACUGUUCUGAGGCCGGGGAGGCCUUGUUGGAGGACAUCAUCGAGCACGAGCAGGAGCACGAGCAUGACCAGCACCACGAUGAGGGCAACGGCCAUGAGGACAAGAUGGCCCUCGACUGGCGGUGGCUCGUGCAGUGCUCGGAGCGCAGGAUUGCUGACGCCAAGAGGCUUCUCACAGACAAUGAAAGGAGCCUCUUCAAGAACGGCAAGAAGCUGGGCCAGUUCAUGAGCUACGUGCCCAGGACCAUCCAGGUGCAUUCCGCACGACCUUACACCCGCACGUUCGUUCCAUACAAACAUUGUGUCUGCAGGAGGCGAUAGCCGACAACGAGAUCCCCAUAUCUGACCGUUCGGGCAUCGUUAUCGAUCGGUUCCCGGCUGCAGUGGCCUUUGUGGAUGCGAGCGGCUUCACGACACUCACGGACGAGCUCAGUAGAUUCCCAAAUGGGGCGGAACUGCUGGGAGAGGUCAGCCUGACUGAGUUGCGUCUGGCCAUCCAUAUGUUUGUCUGGGGUUGUUUUCGAUGCCUGGCGGUCUGUCUGUGUCAUUGCCUGCGUGUCUCACGUAGGUGCUGAACGGCUUCUUCACCUUUUUGAUCGAGCGAGUGUGCGACUACGGAGGGGACAUAUUCAAGUUUUCAGGUGAAGAUUCCUUAGAGACAUGCAUGUGCUAUCGGCCGUCCAUCCGUCAUAUGUGUUUCCCUCCCUGCAGGUGACGCCGUGACGAUCUUGUGGCCAGCCGACGACACCGACAAUGAGGGCGGCACAUCCGACCCGCAGUCGCCACCCCAAGUCAAUGCCUACCUCCCUCCCCGUCCCCGGUCUGAGUUCUUCACCCCCACAUCCGCACGCGGCUCUGAGCCAUCCAUUUCCGGCGGUGUGUCGCGGCCGUCCGCUUCGACCAUCGGCGGGCAGAGCAUCUGCUCGCUGCCCAAAACGACGUCGCUGUCGUCCGUUUCAUCUGCCUCCGGGGGGCUGACCGGUGGCACCCGGGGCAAGCGACGGACCCUUGCCUACUACGGCUUUCGCUUCUCCCAGGACGAGGACGAGGGGGACGAUGGCGCCGACCCGCUUCGACCGAGGGUGUCGGAUUCCUCGUUCGGGGAAGACACCGACAACGUCGGGAACUCAUCGCCUGACAGCGCUCCCUUGUUUCCGCCGUCGCCGCCGCCCGGCGUGCUAUCGCCUCCGACGGGCAUGUCGGUGCAGUCGUCUGCGAUGAAGAAGGAUGCAUGUAAGAGGGUGCCCUCAUCCACAGUCAUCUUCAAAAUCCCCGAGCACCAACAGGACGACCGGCAGUUCUCCAAGUACCGACAAGUGCCGGCAGACUUCGUGGUCGACGUUCGUCAGGCUUUGCGGUACGCGCUGCAGUGCUGCCAGGAGCUGCAGAAACGGCUGCAUCGCUACCAAACCAAGUACUCGGGGCUGACGCUGUCGCUGCACAUCGGGGUCGGGGUGGGGGAGGUGACCAUGCUGCAGGUCGGGGGGGGGCGUCAUCGACCGAUGGGAGUACGUCCUCGCUGGGCCGCCUCUCCACCAAAUCAGCAUUGCUGAGCCGCUCGCCAAUGUACGCCAGACAUGUUUAUUUUGACUCCGUCUUCGCCUGGCUGAUUCUCUCCAUCGUUUGAUUCAUCAGAUCGGAGACACCGUGCUGUCUCCGCAAGUGACCAACAUACUGGGGGACGAGCUCAUCUCGACUCCAGUGCCCGACAGCCGCUUCAGGACAAAGUGUGGGAUCGAAGUCAGCCAGAAGGGUUUUGCGUUUUUUAAUGGCCUCAAGGGGCCGUCCGUCAGCCCACCGCCGAAGCUGCUGCCUCUUGAUCUUACCAAGGCCGAUGCAAGGCUGCUGAGCAGGUCGGGUGGAGCUCGGCAAAAUACAUCAGCGAGGCGGCAAACCAGUGUGCUCUCUGUCGGCUAUGUUUGAAGGUACAUACCCCAGGCUGUAUAUCGCCGUCUUUUGUCAGGGCAUGAUGCAUCCAUUGAGGAAAUGAGAAUGGUGAGACACAGAUCCGGCCCGCCGACCCGUUUAACGUUGGAAUGUGUUGUUGCUGUUGUUGGCAGCUGACUGUCGUGUUUGUGUGUAUCCAUGACCUGGACGUGUCGACUCAUGAGGGUUCCGAGGUGGCUCAGGCUCUCAUGGCCACCGUGCAGAAGUCCGUCUACACGCAGGAGGGGUCGGUCAACAAGUUUCUUCAGGACGACAAGGGCGUUUUGCUGCUGAUUUUGUUCGGGCUGCCUCCAUUGCACCACAGCGAUGAUGCAAUUAGAGGUCCCCUGCGCUGCAUCAAACAAUGAAUGGAGGCGAUGCUCUUGCUCCCACGCAUUCAUGCUCGCAUACUUGUGUGUGCAGGUCUGUUGGCUUCGCUGCGUAUACUUGACAGUUUGAAAGACUUGGGAUUGGAGGGCUCGCUGGGCCUCGCCACCGGGCGUGUCUGGUGCGGGGUGAGACAGCGACAGCAUACAUAGACAAACACGGCUGAGAGGAAGACACGCAUACAGGAGAUGUUGCCACGUCUUGUGUCGACCUCAGACUGUGGGAUGCCACCUGAGGAAGGAGUACACAGCUUUGGGCGACACCGUCAACAUCGCUGCCCGUCUCAUGUGUCAUGCGCCUGCAGGCGCGAUCUACUGCGACAGGCAGGCAACAGAGCGACACACAGCUCAGCGGGCAGUUUGAGAGACAGUCACCGCGCGAGUGAGGAAUUGUGCGUUUGCUUGUGUGCAGGGCGACGCAUGAUCGGUGUGAGAACUAUAUGGAGUUUGAGUCGUUGGAGGCCAUCCAGGUCAAGGGCAGGAGAGGCAUCAUUGAAGUCUUCAGACCCACUGGCAGCCUCAAGCUGAGAGCACUCAGACAAGCACAGCAGAACCAACCGGUAUGAUCAAUCAAUCAAUCAUUCGACCGAUCACAGAAGAGAGGCAUUUCAUUUUCCCACUUGAUAGGUCUGUCUGUCUGUCUGUCUGCCUGCCUGUCUGCCAGAAGGGCAACUUGGAGUUGUGGGAGGAGUGGCGGGAGCGCAAGCGGCUGUUCCGUGUGAUGGCAGGUUGUUCGUCUGACAUCACGAUGGAGGGCAAGGACGAGACCAACCAGGAGCUGUUCGACGCCAUCAAGACACCCAAAGUCUCUAAAAGAGCCAUCUCGGUGUCUUUCAAGGACGACGGACACGCCAACAGCACCAGCAACACGACCACAAACCUAGCGCCAUGUAGCGAAGGGCUCCACGGUGACGACAUCUUCGCAGACGCGUCGGUGGCCACAUCGAUGCACCGGCGGAUGUCGCGUCGGAAAAGCAAGAGUGUCAGCGAUCACCACCACCACCAUUCGCGGAUCGAGGAGGGGCUGCUCAGUGUCGGUGGAGUCAUCGCCGUUACCGGGAAAGAGGGCUUCGGCAAAACAGAGCUUUCUCUCUUCGCACGCAAGGUGGCCGAGGAAAACGGAUUCUCUGUUUUUUCGGGAUGCAACCAGGUCGGUGAGUCGAGCAACGUGUGUAUGCUUGCUCGAUCUGUGUGUGUGUGUGUGUGUGUGUGUGUGUGUCCGUGGUGCGUGAGUGCUUCAGGCGUAUGCGGAGUGCUUUGACUCGGAGAUCACUCAGAUGUCCUUUGGCAUCGUCCCUCUGUUGGCCUGGCGACAAAUCAUCUCACAGAUUGUGCAGGUGAAACAGACAGGCAUUGCAAACAAGUUACUAGACCAUGUCUACCUCUUUGCCUUCAGGAGCUCCGUCACCUGUCACCCACCGACGGCGGUGGGCGGAUGAUGUCCCGAUAUGAAGCGAUAAGAAGCGUGCUACCAGAAACGCUACACCCGUAAGUGCUGCUCGUAGCACACAAAGAAGGCUACAGCCUGGAAGGCGGGCUGCGGCUGGCUGCAGGGAGAUUCCAUAUUUGGACCCGUUUGUGACUGAGCUGCACAUCCCCGACGACGCCCAAUCGCCGACACUAAUGGGAGCGACAAGGAGGGAAUCAUCGCCGACGGUGUCGCCCACGAUGCCGCUGCGGAAAAGGGGAGAAUGGCCGUCGCUCUCUGGGGAGGCGGGGGGUGCUGAUGCCGGUGGGGCCCACCAAUUCAACGAGUGCGUGCCAAUCGCCAAUUCUUUCCUGGAGGCGUUUGCGAGAGACAGGCAGGUGUUCAUCUCACUGCAUGUGAGACAGGGCACCUCUGUUUUUGGACAGGUGAGAUGACGGAGGACCACAGCACCGCCGCACUCUCCGUCGUGUGACCGCAGAUGGAUCGGGAGUCUUGGCGUGUGGCGAAAGCCCUGGCUGACCUGGCCCUCACGAAGCGUCGGCAGAUCAUCGAAGCACACCAGCGGGGGAGGGGGGGACUCCAGGCAGCCGACACAGACGCAGCGACAGAGGACGACACACCGAAGCCACUAGUGUUUCUUCUCAUCUCCAGGUGGCAAGCCAGGCUGGUCUGAAGGUAUACAGCGCCAUACUCAUUGCUUGUCCCGUGUGGCGUCUGCCAGAGACGCGUCGUCAAUCGCCUACCCCGAGAAUCACGACGUGGUAGCGGCGGCUGAAUCAUGCAGUGCUCUCUUCCAGAGCGGUGAGGCGGGACAAACGUCAAUAUUUGAAAGGUCAAUCCAUUUAGUGUCGUGCCUCAUGUAUGUUCCUGCGUCCGUCAGGCCCUCUUUCUCAAGAUGACUGCGCUGAGUGGUUCGCCUUCACCCUCGGCUGCGACCCACAGUGAGCUUCGCGCGCACACACAGACGCACAUUCGUCCGAGCAGGUGUGCCGUGCCCGUGCUCUUGUCUUUCGUGGUUUCAUGCAGGUCUGUGCCAGACGACGUCAAGUCGUAUCUUUUCUUGCUGACGGGCGGUGUGCCCAAGUUUGUGGAAAAGACUGUCGAGAUGCUGCUGAAGGAGGGGGCGUUGGAGGUGCGCCAAGACCCAUCAAAGCCAAGCGCCCCCGGACAGCUCGUGAUCCUCAAAACCAUCGACUCUGUCCCGAUCGCGCCUGAGCUGGUGGACGCCAAUGGACGGAUGCAGGACAGGCAGGCAUUUGUAUCAUGAUGUCCUGCCUGCUGCAGAUGGGCAAGGCCAUGUCUCAGCUGGAAAGCCUCGAGCCCGACGCCAUCAUGGCCGUCAAAGUAGGAGACACGGCUGCUCGAGGCUUCGAGGAGAAUUGAACCGUCUCCUCUUCGCUGGAUGGCAGGUGGCAAGUGCGUUGCCCAGUUGCUUCACCGUUGGCGACCUGUACCACACUUUCCCUUCGGACAUCAGAUGGAGAAGGUCAGUCACAUAACGACCAUCAGGAAAAGCAACGAACACUCCAGCUUUCCCUUUUGCAGGCUGGUGGAUCUGUGCAAGAUGCUGGUGGAUGAGAACAUUUUCUCUGUCGUGCCGGGCGAUGACGACAGCGAUGCCGACUCUAAUGAUGAGGAGACCGAUCGCUUCCCGUUAUCACGUCGGUACUCCGACGAGAUUUCCGCGAUCUCUCUGCAGUCGUCGAGAUCAUCCGCUUUGUCCUACCAUCGCACGUCAAGAGAGAUCCGGAAACUGGGGAGGUCCAGGCACACCAAGCCGGCGCACGCGCUUCCCGUCAUGCCGAAAUCUUCGUCUCGGCAGUUCACUUCGAUGCUGUCCACUCCUUCUGUGUUUGGAGGGAGCCCGGACCGACAGCAGAAGAAGAGCGGAGGCAAGAGCUUGGGGAGUGUCCACGCAAGCAUACCCGAGGAGAAUGAAGACGACGAAGGCGGCGACAACGAGACCAGCGUUCCGCCGGGAGAUGAUGAGCAGCGGGCUGUGGGCCAUUUCCAUCGCAGCGACUCUCUGCCACAGUCGUGUGCGGUAGCCAGGGCACACUUGGAGUUUCAUAACCAUCUCAUCCAAAAGGUGGGUUGACAUACACCCACCUUCAACACCUUUUUGCAUUUCUGGCUGUUCGUGUUGUGUGUGUCUCGUGCAGGUCGCUUCUUCCCUGAUGCUGAAUCAAGAGAGAAGGCGCAUUGAGCGCACCAAGACCAUCAUGGGAGGCAGGCCGUCCACAUAGAUGCCGGUCGUCAGACAGAGGGCGUCGAGCGGCAGAGAAACCAUCAGCCCCACCAGGGGAGAGUGAGACGCCACAAAACCACAACGACGCGCCACCGCAUGAAAUAGAUCUAUAUGGGGCGGUUUGCAGGGAAGGGAAGGUUUAAGGUGCUGUCGUUUUUAUGGAUUUUGUCAUGCAACGCACCCCUCCUAGUGAAAUGUCCAUUUCGAUGCCCAUCGAUUCAAGGGAGAUAUACGUGGCUUGUGUCCGUUCCGUGCAGUGAUAUAUAUACAGUCCGAGCAGUGUCCGUCUGUCUGUCUCUUCUUCUAAAGGGUCUGUUCCCAGCUGGGUGUGGUGUGUCCAUUGAUUAACAGACAGACUUGUCUGUCUGUUCUGCUAAAGAAAGAAAGAAAUGUCACUUACUGUGUGCAAGAAAGACAAUUGACCAUUGAUUGACACUCUUGCUCAGCCUGUCAGUCAUGUCACAUCAAGCUUGGAGUACAGUAAGUACAUGCGUCGAAUCAGUUCGUAUCUCUGCUUGCAUUCGAUCUGUCAAGGGUACUUGUGCGUCGGAAGCUUUCCCGCCAUGACAUGCAUGGUUGGCAAUCCUGACAUGGUUGGCAGCGCCUCACUUAACCCUGUCCGUGCCUGGCUUGGC
Messenger RNA from Vitrella brassicaformis, 6872 nucleotides. Lineage: Eukaryota; Vitrellaceae. The record is from the annotation of a GenBank genome assembly.